GCGGAAAGCUGUGAGUGUGUAGCUGUGAGCAGGGCAAGCCAAACAGGGAAUGCACUUUAAUUCUUUACAGAGCUUUUUAAAGUCAGAAAAUAGUGUACACUGACGUUUUGACGCUUGGCACAAAGAAAAAUUACCAUUUUAGGAAGAGGUCUGCGUAGUCUAUGGCAUGUUUAUAGCUCUAAGCAGGCUAUACUUUGGGGGAAUUUCUUUGGCUCGUGAUUUGAGUGAUUUGCAUUAAUAACUGCCAUGGCUCUGGUGCUGUAUCUGAAAUCUGUAUCCGAGCUUCCAGGGAAAGGAGACCGACUCGCCAAAGUCUCAUUCCGAGGUCUGUCCUUCUACUCACGUGUCCUGGAGAACUGUGAGGAUGAAGCCAGGUUUGAGGAGGCAUUUCGUUGGCCAAUUGCCAGUAAAGUGGAUGGUAAUGAGAUGUUGGAGAUCCAUAUAUACAACUACAGCAAAGUCUUCACUAACAGGUUGAUUGGCACCUUUCGUAUGGUCCUACAGAAGGUCGUGGAAGAAGGCCAUUUGGAGGUGUCUGACACUCUUACUGAUGACAACAACACAUCAGUUCUGACGAGUAUCUCCAUAGAGAUCAGGUACCAGCCAGUGGAUGGGAGUGUGAGGGUGUGGAGUGAUGGAGAAUUCCUUGACGUUCCUGAUGAUCGUGAUGGAAUGUUCCAGUUUGAGACAGUGAGUCUGCUCUCAGUACACAGCCAGAGCUCAGGAACAUCGCCAGGACGAUCAACCCACAGCCUCCCCACUUUAAGGAAAGCAGGAAAAGGAGUGUUUUCAGCCAUGAAGCUUGGAAAGGUUCGCAGCUCCAAAGACAACCACAAGAAAGAUGAUCCUGCCAUCUUGGAAACUGAGGAUCUUGAUCAUAAAGGUAUAAAGCGUGAUCCUGACUCUAUCUCUCUGGCCUCCAUCACUGCAGUGACCACUAAUGUAUCCAAUAAGAGAUCAAAGCCAGAUAUUAAGAUGGAGCCUGUUGCAGGAAGGCCUGUGGAUUACCAGAUUAGCGUUAUGGUGAUUGAGGCUCGCCAGCUGUUGGGUUUAAACAUGGAUCCUUUGGUGUGUGUAGAGAUUGGAGAGGAGAAGAAGUAUACGUCUAUGAAAGAGUCAACAAACUGUCCUUACUACAGUGAGUACUUUGUCUUUGACUUCCAUGUUCCACCUGAUGUCAUGUUUGACAAGAUCCUGAAGCUUUCGGUCAUUCAUUCCAAAAACAUAUUGCGAAGUGGCACAUUAGUUGGCACCUUUAAACUAGAUGUAGGAACAAUCUACGCACAACCUGAGCAUCAGUUCUACCAUAAAUGGGCCAUCCUGACCGACCCUGAUGACAUCACAGCAGGCUGCAAAGGCUAUGUAAAGUGUGACAUAGCGGUGGUAGGGAAAGGGGACAACAUUAAGACCCCACACAAGGCCAAUGAGAUAGACGAUGAUGACAUAGAAGGGAAUCUUCUGUUGCCUGAGGGCUUCCCAGCAGAGAGGCAGUGGGCCCGCUUCUAUGUGAAGAUCUUCCGAGCAGAAGGCCUGCCCAAAAUGAAUGCCAGCAUCAUGGCCAAUGUGAAAAAGGCUUUAAUUGGAGAGAACAGAGACCUCGUGGACCCUUAUGUUCAAGUGCAGUUCUCUGGGCAGAAGGGGAAAACCACAGUCCAGAAGGGCACCUAUGAGCCCUGCUGGAAUGAGCAAAUCGUCUUCACUGAGAUGUUCCCACCGCUGUGUAAACGCAUGAAAAUUCAGAUCCGGGAUUCCGACAAGGUUAACGACGUUGCCAUAGGAACUCAUUUUAUUGACCUUCGCAAGGUUUCAAAUGAUGGAGACAAAGGCUUCUUACCCACACUGGGGCCAGCCUGGGUGAACAUGUAUGGCUCCACACGCCAGUACACACUAAUGGACGAGCACCAGGACUUAAACGAGGGGAUUGGAGAGGGUGUGUCCUUCAGGGCCCGUCUCCUCAUUGGUCUUGCUGUGGAGAUCUUGGACACAUCCUCUUCAGAUGUAAACAUCUCCACUGAAGUCCAGGUGGAACCCAUGACAAAUGUUUCAGAAGUUUCAACAGGGAAAGUAGAGGAUUUUUUUCUGUUUGGAUCCUUCUUAGAGGCCACUAUGAUUGACAGGAAGAUAGGAGACAAACCAAUCAACUUUGAAGUCACUAUUGGUAACUAUGGUAACCAGCUUGAUGGCGUGAGCAAGCCUGUAAAAAGGAAGAAGAAGGGCAAAGGAGAGGGUGAAGAUGAGGAGUCCGAGCUGAUCCAUAACUCCAGUGAUGAAGAGCCUGAGGAGGAUGGAGAGCUGGCAUCAGUGUCCUCUACCCCUCCCAUGAAGCCUGUAAUCACUGACAGCAAUUACUUCCAUUUGCCAUAUUUUGAAAAGAAGCCUUGCAUCUACAUCAAGAGUUGGUGGCAAGAUCACAGAAGACGUCUCUACAACUCAAAUAUCAUGGACAAGAUUGCAGAUAAACUGGAAGAGGGUCUGAAUGAUGUUCAGGAGAUUUUGAAGACAGAAAAGGCUUAUCCUGAACGCAGACUGAGGGGUGUUCUGGAGGAGCUGAGCAUUGGAUGCAAUCGAUUUGUCACCCUGGCCAAUAAAGAUCAGAAUCAGGCUGGUAUAACCAAAUUGGACCGGGAAAGGCUGAAGUCUUGUCUAAGAGAGAUGGAGAGCAUGGCCCAGCAGGCCAAGUCCAUGCGCUCACAAGUGAAGAAAAACACUGUGCGAGACAAACUAAAACUGGCACUGAAUUUCCUGCAGAAGCUCCGGUUCAUGGCUGAUGAGCCACAGCACAGUAUUCCGGAUGUGUUCAUAUGGAUGAUAAGUAACAAUAAGCGUAUAGCAUACGCACGCAUUCCUUCAAAAGACAUCCUCUACUCAAUUGUAGAUGAGGAGAUGGGUAGAGAUUGUGGGAAAGUCAAAGCUGUCUUUCUCCGGUUACCUGGAAAGAAGAGCUUUGGCCCAGCUGGCUGGACAGUUCAAGCUAAGUUGGAGUUGUACUUGUGGCUUGGCCUGAACAAACAAAGGAAGGACUUCUUGAGUGGCCUGCCCAGUGGCUUUGAGGAAAAUAAAGCAGCUACUAAAAGCACAGGCCUACAGCCUGUGCCUCCCAUUAACCUCGUCUAUAACAGUAUGCAGGUGUUCCAGCUAAGGGCUCACAUGUAUCAGGCCCGUAGCCUGUUUGCUGCUGAUGAUAGUGGCCUGUCUGAUCCUUUCGGCAGGGUCUUCUUUUCCACAUACAGCCAAGUCACAGAGGUGCUCAGUGAGACUCUUUGUCCAACAUGGGACCAGAUGCUGGUGUUUGAUAAUGUUGAGCUUUACGGUGAAGCCAGUGAACUCCGUGAUGACCCUCCAAUCAUUGUCAUAGAAAUAUAUGACCAGGAUACUGUGGGAAAAGCAGAAUUCAUUGGCCGAACUUUUGCCAAGCCCAUAACUAAGAUGGUUGAUGAGCAUUACGGCCCCCCACGCUUCCCGCCCCAGUUGGAGUACUACCAGAUUUAUAGAGGAAACUCCACUGCAGGAGAGCUGCUGGCUGCCUUUGAGCUUCUGCAGAUCGGACCAGCAGGAGUAAAAGAUCUCCCGCCUCUUGAUGGGCCAAAUGACGAAGACCAUGGUCCCAUCCUACCGGUGCCUCUGGGAAUACGGCCUGUCCUCAGCAAAUACCGUAUAGAGAUUCUGUUCUGGGGCCUGAGGGACAUAAAGAGGAUUAACCUAACACAGGUGGACAAACCUCGCGUGGAUAUUGAGUGUGCAGGAAAAGGUGUCCAAUCAGCCCUCAUUCAAAACUACAAGAAAAAUCCAAACUUCAGCACUCUGGUGAAAUGGUUUGAAGUGGACCUACCAGAGAAUGAGUUACUCCAUCCUCCACUGAAUAUCCGAGUGGUGGAUUGCAGAGCUUUUGGACGUUACACCUUAGUGGGCUCACACGCUGUCUCCAGCCUUCGCAAGUUCAUCUACAUACCGCCAGAUAAGAGGUCCAACAACUGGGCCAAUACAGCAAGACUGACCAAUGGCCUCAUGGCUCUUACCAAUGGAACGUCCCGUUCCCACCCCUGCUCUCGCCCCUUCUCUCACUCCUCAGGUGACAUUGUGAUCAACAUGAGCCCUGAGGCCAAUGUUAAGAAGAUGGACACUGUGGUCAAACUGGAUGCUACCUCUGAUGCUGUUGUUAAAAUUGAUUCGAACGAGGAUGAAAAGGAGAAAGAGAAGAAGAAGAAGAAGAAAAAGAAGGGAGAGGAGGUAGAGGAAGAGGAGCAAGACGAGAGCAUACUGGACUGGUGGUCAAAGUACUUUGUCUCAAUAGAGACAAUGAUGGAGAAUCUGCGCGCUCAAGAAGCAGCCAUGGCCGAGGCAGAAGAGCGAGAGGACUUGGAGAUUGCUGCAGAAGUGGCUGAAAUCAAAGUUGAUCAAUCUCAUGUGAAAGGCACCAAGACUAAAGAGAAAAACAAAGCCAAGAAAGACAAGAAGAAGAAUCAGAGCUGUGAAGUAGUGGAGAAAAAAGCUGCCAAACCCAAAGUGGAUGAGCUUGUGGUGUUCAAUAAGGAGCUGGAGACUGAAUUUGAAGACUUUGAGGACUGGCUUCACAGCUUCAACCUGUUUAAAGGAAAGGCUGGAGAUGACGAUGACAACAGUGUGGUGGAUGACGACCGGAUCAUGGGCCGAUUCAAAGGCUCACUGUGUGUGUACAAGCUGCCCCUUUCAGAAGAAAUCACCAAAGAGCCUGGAUUUGAUCCCAAUAUGGGCAUGUUUCAGAAUAUACCACACAAUGAUCCCAUCAAUGUCCUAGUGAGGAUUUACAUUGUUAGGGCAACAAACCUUCACCCUACUGACCUAAAUGGGAAAGCUGAUCCCUACAUUGUCAUCAAGCUGGGAAAAACAGAGAUCAGGGACAAGGAUAAUUACAUCUCUAAGCAGCUCAACCCUGUUUUCGGGAAGUCCUUUGACAUAGAGGCCACAUUUCCAAUGGAGUCGAUGCUGACGGUGUCAAUUUUUGACUGGGAUUUAGUUGGCACUGAUGACCUGAUUGGAGAGACCAAGAUUGAUCUGGAGAACCGUUUAUACAGUAAAUACAGAGCCACCUGUGGCAUCGCAUCCACCUAUUCUCUCCACGGCUACAAUGUGUGGCGUGAUCCUCAGAAACCCUCUCAGAUACUCGCUAAGUUGUGUAAGGAUGGCAAGCUGGAAGAGCCACAUUAUGGCCCAGGUGGAAAGGUCAAGGUUGCAAACCGCAUCUUUUUGGGGCCAACAGAGAUUGAAGAUGAAAAUGGUCUGAAGAAGCCAACAGAUGAACAUUUGGCACUUACUGCACUGAAGCACUGGGAGGAAAUACCUCACGUAGGCUGUAAACUCAUCCCAGAACACGUAGAGACCAGGCCUCUUCUCAAUCCGGAGAAACCAGGCAUAGAGCAGGGGAGAAUUGAGAUGUGGGUCGACAUGUUCCCAAUGGAUGCGCCUGCACCAGGACCAGCCUUAGACAUAUCACCACGAAAACCAAAGAAAUAUGAGCUCAGGGUGAUAAUAUGGAAUACUGACGAGGUAAUUCUGGAAGACGAUGAUUACUUCACAGGGGAAAAAUCCAGUGACAUUUUUGUCAGGGGCUGGCUGAAAGGCCAGACAGAAGAUAAGCAGGACACAGACGUGCACUACCACUCUCUGACUGGAGAAGGAAACUUUAACUGGCGCUUCGUCUUUCCCUUUGACUAUCUUGUGGCUGAGGAGAAAAUUGUGGUCUCCAAGAAAGAGUCCUUGUUCUCCUGGGAUGAGACAGAGUACAAGAUUCCUGCCCGCCUCACCCUGCAAGUGUGGGAUGCUGACCAUUUCUCUGCAGAUGACUUCUUAGGUGCAAUUGAGCUAGAUUUGAACCGGUUUCCUAGAGGCGCGAAAUCAUCAAAGCUGUGCUCCCUUGACAUGAUUAUUAAUGAGCAGGAGCUGCCGACCAUCUCGAUCUUCAAACAGAAAAGAGUGAAGGGCUGGUGGCCUUUUAUGGCACAAAAUGAGAACGAUGAGCCAGAGCUCACGGGUAAAGUGGAAGCAGAGCUCCAUCUAAUGACAGCAGAGGAGGCAGAGAAAAAUCCUGUUGGCCUUGGAAGGAAUGAGCCAGAGCCACUGGAAAAACCAAACCGGCCCGACACCACCUUCCUCUGGUUCCUGAGUCCGCUUAAGGCUGUGCGCUACCUGGUGUGCACCCGCUACAAAUGGCUUAUCAUCAAAAUUAUCCUGGCCAUACUGCUGGUGAUCAUGGUGGCCCUCUUCAUCUAUAGUAUGCCUGGCUACCUGGUCAAGAAGAUGCUGGGUGCAUGAGGAAACCAGAGAGAAACAGGGUGUUUUAUUCCACCUCUCCUCUUCAUAGUCUGCAGGAUUUCAGUUUCAUUCAUCUACACUGAUGCUGCUUUAUGCCUUUCCUAAAAAUUCUCCUUCCAGAUGAUUUACUAAUCCACACUGUUGCACACCAAGCAUAUCUUACAUUCCUCAAGAACUUUUUUAUUGAUUUCCACCAUUAUGUAUAUCUACCUGCCAAUCAAUAAACUUUUUUUCCUGAUUUAUACUAUUUAUUUCAGCAAGAAAUUAAGGUAUACACACACUGACCUCUUUAUUAGGAAUACUUGUACACCUGCUUGUACUUCAUGCAAUUAUUCAAUCAGCCAACGAUAUGGUUGCAGUGUAGUGGUUAAAAUGUCAAAAUCUGGACCGCUGAAGUUGGUGAACCUGUGCUGACUAUAGCCUACAACCAUGCCACGGUCAAAGUCAUUAAGAUCACAUUUUUUUCCCAUUCUGAUGUUUGAUAUGACCAGUAACUGAAGUUCUUGACCAGUAUCUGCAUAAUGUAUGCAUUACACAUCUGCCACAUGAUUGGCUGAUUAGAUAAUUGCAUGAAUCUCCAGGUGUUCCUAAUAAAGUGGAUGGUGAAUGUAUGUCUUUUCAUUCAUACUUUAAAGAUAUAGUAUGCCUUGCUUGAGUUUCUGUGUAAAUUGUUCUAAAAUGUCAAAACUUGCAGCUGAUGACAUAAUUAGCAUGCGACAAAUUCUUGAAAAAAAGAGUGAUACAUAGGACAUACUAAAAUAGAAUUUCAAGAUCUUGCUAUAUGUGAAAAUUUUUCCAGCACAGAAUUUCAGAACUGUGUUAUCAUUCUUCCUACUAUCCAGCUGUUGAUUUACAUUGUUUGCAGUGUACACUGUUUUUGUACUUGCUUGCUCUUCUACUGUUUCUUGUGAUUGUGUGUACUGAUCAACAAAUUUGAUAACUGACUUGAUUGCACUGAAUCUGACUUAUUUAUAUUAUGAAGGGUGUAUAGUUCUUGUUUAACAGUGUGAAACAUUGAACUAUUGAUUAAUUUAUUUUUGUCUGUAUGAAGAUUGAAUAAAAUGUACUUAUUGAAAUAAA
Pangasianodon hypophthalmus (striped catfish) is the source of this 7368-nucleotide messenger RNA. RefSeq names its product otoferlin a (gene otofa). The transcript is spliced from 46 exons. The coding region runs from base 247 to 6288 and encodes 2013 amino acids. Gene Ontology annotation, molecular function: AP-2 adaptor complex binding; calcium ion binding. NCBI's taxonomy places the organism in Eukaryota, Metazoa, Chordata, Actinopteri, Siluriformes, Pangasiidae. Gene Ontology annotation, cellular component: presynaptic active zone membrane; synaptic vesicle membrane. The record is from RefSeq and is a predicted model, not a curated record. Gene Ontology annotation, biological process: synaptic vesicle priming; plasma membrane organization.